This is a messenger RNA of Fusarium venenatum, 1686 nucleotides long. NCBI's taxonomy places the organism in Eukaryota, Fungi, Ascomycota, Sordariomycetes, Hypocreales, Nectriaceae. The record is from RefSeq and is a predicted model, not a curated record.
AUGGCAGAAUAUCUGAGUACCUGGUACUCUCCAAAUGCUCAUACGAAACAAGGUACAUACUCUCGACCUGACAAGAACCCCGCAAUCACUUCACUCACUGUUCGUAGCAACUUUGCAUUUCCAGCUGCUCAGUAUGCAUUCCAGGAGGGACUAAACCGAUUUGGUUCGGUUCUUACCAAAGACUCUGAGAAAGUUGGGUUUUCGCAGGGGUUCUCCAGCAUACAAGACAUACAAUUGUUGGCACAGGACUCAUUCGCUAAAUACUCGGAUGAGAAGCGCUUCCCGAAAGCUAAGAAAUGGCUUCAAAGGGUCACAUCUAAGAUACAUCACUAUGGAAACAUUAUGGAUGUUUUAGUUCAACAUCAUCCUGAGUAUGUUUCCCUUGCUUGGGGAGCUAUGAAGAUGGUACUAGUGUCUGCUCAGAAUCACGAGGCGACGAUAUGUCUAAUCUCAAAAGCCCUGUCCCAAAUCGCAGACUCGUUACCCCGCGUCGAGCUUAUCACUGUUCUCUAUCCCACAGACCGUAUACGGCAAGCAGUCAGCAAUCUUUACGCCAAUCUUGUAAGAUUCUUCAUUCGAGCUCACGAAUGGUGCCAGGAAGGCACCUUUCGUCAUCUUCUUCAUAGCAUCACUCGUCCUCCUGAACUCAGAUACCAAGACCUUCUUGAAGAUAUCGCAGCCAACUCAAGAGAAAUCGACCAGCUGGCUGCUGCAAGUGCCCGGGUGGAGAUCCGCGACAUUAGUCUCAAACUCAACUCCAUUGUUGCGAAACUGGACAAUUUUCAAUCCUCCUCGUCAAGAGCCGUCAUUCAGACGAAUGAGAGUAUAAUCGCCAGGCUGGACUCAUUCCAAGCUCUGCACUCGAGUGCACUACUGGACACAAAUCAACGGCUGUCGGAUCUUCAGUUUUCCCAGAUCAUGUCACAUAUUCAAGAUGGAAAGCUUGGCGAUCCGUUAGAAGCUUUCCGAUAUAAUGUGUCGGUGCAGAUACGCCACGACCGUGUGAGAGUAUAUGAGACCACGAAUGAGUUCUGGCAGUCACCCAAGUUACAUGCAUGGUCUACCGCACCAGAGUCAAGAGUGGCCAUCGUCAAAGGCGGUCUUCGUGCGCGCCACGCCUCGAGGAAGUUUUGUGUCAACAUCAUCCAGCAACUGCAAUCCAAGCUCAUACCCGUCGUAUGGGCUUUGCGCGGACCACAAAAUGACUCUCAAGAUGGCAGAGCUUCAAGCACAGAUUUGUUCAAACAUCUCAUCCUCCAAGCAUUCAAGUUAUCUCAGGACUAUACAACUGAGAUUGCGAUGUCUCUUCAAUGUGCACAAUUCCAUAGAGCCAAUGUCGAGCAAGAUUGGUUACAACUUCUCGCCUCGGCACUACUUCGGGCACGAACUCAGAUCUACUUGGUCAUUGAUCUGGCCGUUAUAGACCAUAGCCUUCUACCAGCAGAAGGGUUCUCAUGGUUCACAGCAUUCCAAAGUUUGUUCUCAGAGAUGGCCAAACGAGCACCCAGACUACAGGCGAAAGUGCUACUUAUUGGAAAUAGUAUGAGUUUCGGGGCGUCGGAAGAUAGUAGUAUACCAUCCAACGUUUUGAUACCGGUCAAGGUGACACAAACACCUGUCCGCCGACGGAGAAAGAUGGAGCCGCGUGUGGAAGCUUACCAACGGAAAGGGUACCCGAAGUUCUAA